UAAUUUGCACUUUAGUAAUUUGCUGAAACCAUUUUUGCUCUUAUUUUAUUUGGAAAAAACAACAACAACAACACACACAUAGAAACGGGGAUAUGUUUAGGCUCACAGGACAUGAUUGUGUUGAAUCAACGAGGACACUGGAAAAAAGAGAGCUGAGGGCAAUGUCAUGCAGAUUAUUUUUGAUGUACAGUGAUGUACCAGUUCUCCCAGGAGUUACGCUCCCCUCCAGCAGGUGGCGGUAAGUCUAUAAAAAAAUCAACGGGGUAAGGGGUUAAGCGGGAGAGGCGGGACAAAAGAGAUUUUAAGCAUGGGUCCACGACUAAAAGUUUAGUCGGGUUUACAGCAGUGACAACGCCCGCCAUGCCAGCUUUUAACGAGUAUCUGUUGUGAGUGGCUGUGGUAUCUCAUAACUUGGUGACCUGGUAGCAGCAAAAUGACCAUAAUCCUGCGACUGAAAGGUCUGGAUGCCAAGGCGGGUAUUGAAGAUAUUCGGGCUUUCUUUGGCUCUGUGCGAAUUCCUGAUGGUGGAGUGUGCAUUGUGGGAGGAAGGCUCCAAGAGGCCUUUAUUGCAUUCAACACAGAAAGAGAGGCCCAGCUGGCCAUGCGGCUGACUGGAAAUGUACUCAAAGGCUCUAAGGUGACUCUGCACAUAAGCAAGAUGGAAGAGCUGGAGCAUAGAUUAGAGACAGUUUUAAAGGAGAAGAAGAAAGCCUCCCACCAUGCUGUUAGACUGCGACCACGUGCAGCUGUAAAUCGGAUGAGUUCAAAUACUAGGCCUCGCGAUAAUACUGCAAGUCUUUCACCUUCUUCUACAUACCCAGUUAGUCGUGCUAGUUCAAAUCUAUCUGUGAAGGCACAGAAUGUUCAUCACAGUACUGCAGAUAUACAGACUUCAGAUGCACAAUCUCUUGAUCCCAGUGCAGCCUUUCUUCUUGGGAUUUGUACUGUUCUCCAAGGUCUUCAGCCAACCCAUCAAAGAGAUGUCCUCAUCGCAGACUGUCCUGCUGCUGUAGGGAAAGAGGAGAGGACACCAGAGCAAACUCUAAACUCACAGCCAGGCUACGUCAGGCUCUUUGGUCUGCCACCCUCAACCACAAAAGAUGAUAUCUGCCAUUUUUUCAGAGGGCUUACUGUACAGGAAGCCAUAGUAAAUGUGAGGUUGGGAUUAAACCAUGGCUGCCUUGUGAAGUUUGCUACAAUGCAGGAUGCAAGUGCUGCUCUUAACUUUAACCAGCAAUCACUGGGCCCCUUCUGCGUGGAUGUUCGUGGAGCGUGUGAGAAGAUAUGGAAUAGCGCGCUGCAGGAAUGUGAAGAUGCUGUUGAUGUUGAGGCGAUACAAGAACGCCACCAGUACCCUCUUAAAGAAAGUGUAAACCACAGGCAAAAAUCUGCUUCUGUACUGCGCCCCAAGAGGAAGUCCAUCAACCAGCUGCUAACUAAUGGACCAAAAAAGCUAAAAGUUGACAGUGAGUCAGGAACUCCAGCUGUGGAGUACAUUGUUAUGGUAAGCAAUCUGCCCAAAACGAUGACCAAGACUGAAAUAAAAGAGUUGUUUGGAUGUGCAACCAUUCCACACAAAAAUGUACUGCAUCUGCUCGACAAAGAAGGCAACAGAACAGACACUGCUUUUCUCCUUUUUAAUCGAACUGAAGAUUUCGACUAUGCAAUGAAUCUCACUGGCUGCCACGUAGGCUCCAAUACUAUUACAGUCUCACCAAUCACAAAGGAGGCAAUGAGAGAAAAGAUGAGCAAAAUGCAUCUUAAAAGUCUCAAGCAUCGUCUAAAGCCCAAAGACCCAAGAACGAAACCAAAUCUAAAGAGGAAAUCUGGCCUAGUUGAUGCCUCUGAGGGGUCACUGGGUGCGGACAUGGGCCUGGAAGCUAAGACUUGCCUGUUUGUAAGAAACAUGCCGGCAGAUGUGCAGAAAGAUCAAAUCAAAAGCCUUUUCAGCAAGUACAAAAUAAAGAAGGACAACAUUGCGUUACUGCGCAACAGUGAGGGAAGUGGCAUCGGUGAGGCCGUGAUUCAGUUUAAGUCAAAGAAGCUUGCUGCGCUGGCUCAGAGGCUCCACGGGAAAGACUUUCUGGGGACGAAGGUGCUUCUGACGUGCAUUACCAUGAGGCAGAUGGAGGACAUCUUGGCAAAAUAAGUUUAACAAUUUUUAGACAGCGCUCUAAUGUGGACAGAGCUGUGCGAGACUGUUCAAAGCUUUAUUCAUUCAUUCAUUUAUUCAUUCAAGUUUUUGACCAGUUCUGUUUGUGGCAACAUUUCUUGCAUGAAACAUGAUUCUGCUUUUCUAAUACCUUCCUGUUCAUAAAUCAUUUGUACUGUUUAAAAUAAAUCCUGAAAUACUUUGUUGGUUUAUUUAUUCACCAAAUACAACUGCCAAUGGAAAAAUCCCUGUUGGAUGGAAGAUGGAACUUUCAGAACCUGCACCCAAGAUGAAAAGAAACCAAUCGAGCUAGUUAUUUGUGUCCGAUACUGCACAAGGAAGGUCUCAAAUACAACUUCCUAACCUAGA
Messenger RNA from Pundamilia nyererei, 2521 nucleotides. RefSeq names its product RNA binding motif protein 12Ba (gene rbm12ba). Lineage: Eukaryota; Metazoa; Chordata; Actinopteri; Cichliformes; Cichlidae. The transcript has 2 exons. Bases 434 to 2149 code for a protein of 571 amino acids. The record is from RefSeq and is a predicted model, not a curated record. Gene Ontology annotation, molecular function: RNA binding.